Microtus ochrogaster (prairie vole) is the source of this 1298-nucleotide messenger RNA. It is a transcript of the gene Septin14, whose product is annotated as septin 14. The record is from RefSeq and is a predicted model, not a curated record. Gene Ontology annotation, molecular function: GTP binding. NCBI's taxonomy places the organism in Eukaryota, Metazoa, Chordata, Mammalia, Rodentia, Cricetidae.
GCAUGGCAGAAAACCCAAGGGACAUGUCGACACAAAUACCGAGCAAUGAAGACACACACAACGAGAACAUCCGCUGCUUAACCACUCUUAGCCAUUUUGGGUUUGAAUGUCUCCCCACUCAGCUGGUGAACAAAUCCAUCCAGAAAGGAUUCUCUUUCAAUAUUCUCUGCGUGGGAGAAACUGGAAUCGGCAAAUCAACACUGAUCAACACAUUGUUCAAUAUUAAUCUGAAAGAGAACAAGACCUCCCAUUUCUAUUCAAAGGUUGGACUUAAAGUGAAGACAUACGAACUUCAGGAAAGAAACAUUCCCCUGAAGUUGACUGUUGUGAAGACAGUGGGGUACGGCGAUCAGAUAAACAAAGAAGCCAGCUACCAGCCAGUAAUUGACUAUUUGGAUGCUCAGUUUGAGGCAUAUCUCCAGGAGGAGCUGAAGAUCAAGCGUUCCCUGGUUGACUAUAACGAUUCCCGUAUCCAUGUGUGCCUAUACUUCAUUGCGCCUACAGGACACUCCCUCAAGUCCCUGGACCUGGUGACGAUGAAGAACAUUGACCGAAGGGUGAACAUCAUACCACUGAUUGCCAAAGCCGACGCACUUUCCAAAAGCGACCUCCAGAGGUUCAAGAGUAACAUCAUGAGCGAGCUGGACAACAAUGGCAUCCAGAUAUAUCAGUUCCAGGAGGACGACGAAGAUGCUGCUCAAGCAAACCCCUCAGGGAAUGGGCUGCUACCUUUUGCUGUGGUAGGAAGUAUGGAGGAGGUGAAAGUUGGAAAAAGAAUGGUCAGAGGUCGUCAUUACCCAUGGGGAGUUUUGCAAGUGGAGAAUGAGAACCACUGUGACUUUGUGAAGCUCCGGGAUCUGCUCCUGUGCACGCACAUGGAAGAUCUGAAGGAUCAAACCCACUCCCACCAUUAUGAGUGCUACAGGAUCAGCAGACUGCAGCAACUGGGCUUCAACGACACGGGCCCCGACAGCCAGCCAGUGAGUUUCCAAGAGAUGUAUGAAGCCAAAAGACAAGAGUUCCACAAUCAGUGUCAGAGGGAGGAGGAAGAGCUGAAGCAGACGUUCAUGCAGCGGGUCAAGGAGAAGGAACUGACCUUUAAGGAUGCUGAAAAGGAGCUGCAAGACAAAUUUGAACACCUGAAGAGAAUCCAACAAGAGGAGACCCUGAAACUGGAAGAAGAGAGAAGAAAAUUAGAAGAGCAAAUCAUAGAUUUUUAUAAAAUGAAGGCCGCCUCUGAGACGUCGCAGGCGCAGGUGUACACCAAUGUAAAGAAGGACAAAGAUCGCAAGAAAUGA